Messenger RNA from Rhincodon typus (whale shark), 2191 nucleotides. Its product is annotated as hexokinase-2-like. Gene Ontology annotation, cellular component: cytosol; mitochondrion. Lineage: Eukaryota; Metazoa; Chordata; Chondrichthyes; Orectolobiformes; Rhincodontidae. The record is from RefSeq and is a predicted model, not a curated record. Gene Ontology annotation, biological process: intracellular glucose homeostasis; glucose 6-phosphate metabolic process; glycolytic process. Gene Ontology annotation, molecular function: mannokinase activity; ATP binding; glucokinase activity. The coding region runs from base 19 to 2106 and encodes 695 amino acids. The transcript is spliced from 15 exons.
GACAGGUACCUGAACCACAUGAGGCUCUCGGAUGGAGUCCUGCAUGAAAUAUCGGACCGCUUCCUGGCCGGGAUGAAGAAAGGUCUGAAUAAGAGCACCAACGCCACGUCCUCUGUGAAAAUGCUGCCAACAUUUGUCAGAUCCACUCCAGACGGGACAGAGAGUGGCGACUUCCUGGCUCUCGAUCUAGGGGGCACUAACUUCCGGGUGCUGAGGGUCAAGAUUUCGGACGACGGGAAGCAGAAGGUGGAGAUCGAGAGCCGGAUCUGUGCCGUUCCGGAAGAACUGAUGCACGGGACGGGCACUCAACUCUUCGAUCAUAUCGCCAACUGCCUUGCGGAUGUCAUGGAGGAACUGAACAUUAAAAAUGAGAAACUCCCCCUCGGUUUUACCUUCUCGUUCCCCUGUCGACAGACCAAACUGGAUGAGAGCAUCUUGGUUCACUGGACAAAGGGAUUUAAGGCGAGCGGAGUCGAGGGACGCGACGUGGUCACUCUCCUCCGUCAGGCGAUUCAGAGGCACGGGGACUUUGACAUCGAUGUUGUUUCCGUUGUCAACGACACAGUGGGGACCAUGAUGACUUGCGGUUACGAUGAUCACAACUGUGAGAUCGGUUUGAUAGUUGGUACAGGCACCAAUGCCUGUUACAUGGAAGAGAUGCAGUACAUUGACCUGGUGGAGGGGGACGAGGGCAGGAUGUGCAUCAACAUGGAGUGGGGAGCCUUCGGAGACUUCGGAGAGCUGGACGACAUCCGGACGGAGUUUGACCGAGAGAUCGACAGAGGCUCUAUCAACCCUGGCAAGCAGCUGUUCGAGAAGCUGAUUAGCGGAAUGUACAUGGGGGAGCUUGUUCGAAUUAUCCUCGUCCAAAUGGCCAAAGAUGGUCUGUUAUUCGCAGGGAAACUUUCACCUCAGCUGCUCAUCAAAGGCCACUUUGAGACCAGAUACGUGUCAGCAAUCGAGAACCAAGCCAGCGUCGACGACUGCGUGGCCACCCAGCGGGUCUGCACCGUCGUGUCGAGUCGCUCAUCGGAUCUCUGUGCCGCCACUCUGGCAGCGGUCCUGAGGCGGAUCAAGGAGAACAAAGAGCUCGAGAGGCUGAGGACCACGGUGGGAGUGGACGGGUCCGUCUACAAGAAGCACCCACAGUUUGCCCGGCGUCUGCACAAGGCUGUGCGUCGCCUCGUCCCGUCGUGCGACGUCCGCUUCCUGCCCUCCGAGGACGGCAGCGGCAAGGGCGCCGCCAUGGUAACGGCGGUGGCAUCCCGCCUGGCCAAGCAGCGGGAGCAGCAGGAGGCGACGCUAGGUGCCCUGGUGCUGAGCGAGGAGCAGCUCCUUGAGGUGAAGCGGCGCAUGCAGGCGGAGAUGGAGCGUGGCCUGGCCAGGGAUGGGCACGCUGCUGCGUCUGUCAAAAUGCUGCCCACCUACGUCCGCUCCACGCCCAACGGGACAGAAAAUGGAGACUUCUUGGCCCUCGACCUUGGCGGGACAAAUUUCCGGGUGUUGCUGGUGAAGCUUCGGAGCGGGAAGCGUCGGGUGGCAGAAGUGCACAACAAGAUCUAUGCCAUCCCUGUUGAUGCCAUGGAGGGCACCGGAGAGGAGCUGUUUGAUCACAUCAUCCACUGCAUCUCGGAUUUCCUGGAUGACAUGGGGAGAAAGCAAUGCGUUCUGCCACUGGGCUUCACCUUUUCCUUUCCUUGCGAGCAGCGGGGCCUCGAUCAGGCCAUCCUUUUGAAGUGGGCGAAAGGAUUCAAAGCGACAGGUUGCGAGGGCAAAGACAUUGUCGAUCUCCUCCGAGAAGCCAUCAAGAGGAGAGAGGAAUUUGACGUGGAUGCGGUGGCGAUUGUCAACGACACUGUUGGAACCAUGAUGUCUUGCGGAUAUGAUGACCCUUUCUGCGAGGUCGGCCUCAUUGUGGGGACAGGUUGCAACGCAUGCUACAUGGAAGAGAUGAAGAAUGUGGAGGUGGUCGAAGGCGAGGAAGGGAGGAUGUGCAUUAACACAGAAUGGGGCGCCUUUGGCGAAAACGGCUGCCUGGACGACAUCCGAACCGAAUUCGACCGGGAAGUGGAUCGGCUUUCGAUGAAUCCGGGCAACCUGACGUAAGGAAGUACAGUUCUCAAAUCCCGAGGCAUCGCUUCGGGAAAUGAGCAAAACCCUUUGGAAUUGUAGGAUGAUUUGUCUGUUACCU